GAAGCUUUCGGUCCCCCCCGUCCGUCAGAGCCCGGCGGGUGGAGAAGCUCCCGGUCCCGCCUCCUCAGGGCCGGAGCGGGCGGGGCCGGGGCCGUGCGUCACUUCCCGCGGCCGGAAGGUUCCAGAGGUUCCACGGGGAGCCGCCAUGGCCGUGGCGCGGGAGGAGUUGCAGAAAGAUUUGGAAGAGGUUAAAGAGCUGCUCACGAGUGCCACUAGGAAGCGGGUGCGUGAUGUCCUUGUGGCAGAGAAACAAAAGCUGGAGCUGGAAAUCAAGAAUCAGCCUCUGCCGAAGCCAAAAGAUGUGGCAGAAGAAGAAAAGUCAUCGCUGGGAGGGUACACGGUGAAAAUAAACAAUUAUGGUUGGGAUCAGUCAGAUAAGUUUGUUAAGAUUUACAUCUCUUUAAAUGGCGUCCAGAAGCUUCCCGCUGAGAAUGUGCAGGUGAAUUUCACAGAGAGGUCAUUUGAUCUGCUAGUGAAGAAUCUGAAUGGGAAGAACUACACCAUGACCUUCAACAACCUCCUGAAGCCCAUCUCAGUGGAAGGCAGCUCUAGAAAGAUAAAGACAGACAUGAUCCUUGUCAUGUGUAAGAAGAAGCGGGAGGAAAAAUGGGAUUGUCUCACUCAAGUGGAAAAAGAAAGUAAAGAGAAAGAGAAGGCUGCCUAUGACACCACAGAUCCUAGUGAAGGGCUUAUGAACAUUUUAAAAAAGAUGUAUGCGGAAGGGGACGAUGAGAUGAAGCGCACCAUCAAUAAGGCCUGGGUUGAAAGCAGAGAAAAGCAGUACAAAGGGGACAUACCAAUGGAUAUCUGAAAGCACUCUAAGGGCCGCCUUAAAACUGAUCUUCCAUGUGAGACACGCUGUGCUGCAAAGAUCAUAGUUUACAUAACCUUCUUCCAAGCAAAGACAGUCAUUUUCCAUUUCAGGUUGGAGAAAAUAUUUAAAUAAAAUAGCUUCUAAAGCA
Molecule: messenger RNA, 962 nt
Organism: Serinus canaria (Common canary)
Lineage: Eukaryota; Metazoa; Chordata; Aves; Passeriformes; Fringillidae
Gene: CACYBP
Product: calcyclin binding protein
Exons: 6
Coding region: 146-811 (221 amino acids)
Biological process (GO): heart development
Cellular component (GO): nucleus
Molecular function (GO): ubiquitin protein ligase binding; S100 protein binding; tubulin binding
Source: RefSeq, a predicted model, not a curated record